Trifolium pratense (red clover) is the source of this 252-nucleotide messenger RNA. RefSeq lists its product as uncharacterized. NCBI's taxonomy places the organism in Eukaryota, Viridiplantae, Streptophyta, Magnoliopsida, Fabales, Fabaceae. The record is from RefSeq and is a predicted model, not a curated record. The coding region runs from base 43 to 252 and encodes 69 amino acids. The transcript has a single exon.
CAUUAGCUUUUGUAUCUCUUAUACUAAUUAAGUGAUAAUUAAAUGGCAGAUUGGGCUCCUAUAAUUAUAGGCUUGAUCCUCUUUGUAAUUUUUUCUCCUGGAUUAUUGUUCCAGCUACCAGGCAAAGGCAGGGCAGUGGAAUUUGUGAAUUUCCAAACAAGUGCCAUUUCCAUUUUUGUUCAUUCUCUUCUCUUCUUUGGUUUUAUGGUUAUCUUUCUUGUUGCCAUUAAAGUUCAUAUAGGUAGUGGUUAA